Messenger RNA from Sclerotinia sclerotiorum 1980 UF-70, 3270 nucleotides. RefSeq lists its product as hypothetical. The record is from RefSeq and is a predicted model, not a curated record. Lineage: Eukaryota; Fungi; Ascomycota; Leotiomycetes; Helotiales; Sclerotiniaceae. Gene Ontology annotation, cellular component: transcription factor TFIID complex. The transcript is spliced from 4 exons. Bases 1 to 3270 code for a protein of 1089 amino acids. Gene Ontology annotation, molecular function: RNA polymerase II general transcription initiation factor activity; TBP-class protein binding; histone acetyltransferase activity. Gene Ontology annotation, biological process: RNA polymerase II preinitiation complex assembly; transcription by RNA polymerase II.
AUGGCAGAAUCCGAUUCCAGACCCACCGAAUUUACCCAGUUUACUGAGAUAGACUGGAAGCGCCAGGAUGAGGAAGAUGAAAAGGCUAUGAAAACUUUGUUGAGUGCCGAGAAUUAUGGGAAGGACGACAGCGAUGGCCUUUUCGGUGAUCGACCUUUGGAGGUGGGCGAGAAGGCAGAUGAUGCGCAGGAUUUCGAGGAUAUCAGCGAUGACGAUUUACCAGAGGAGGAAGAAGCUUCUCUACCCAGCGCUGUCGAUUUACCAGCUCUGACCGACGAUGCUGGCACGAGCCACGACACCGAUGAUUUAUUUGGAGAAGGCAGAGAUUCUUCACCAUUUGGCUUUGAUGAUCAUGUUGAAAUACAAGAUGGAGAAUCACAGGCUGCAGCAAAUAUAGUUGAGGAACCAGCGGGUCCGGCGGAUGAGGAAGAAGAUUUAUUGGAGCUCAAUUUUCCUGGUUACAAUCAAGCUCGGUUGAACAACCAAGAUCUUUCGAUACCUGCUCCUGCAGAAUCCGAAGGAGAUUUAGCCAAACAGUUGUUUCCAAGUCUUGAACCUGGUGUUAUAUUGAACUUCAACGAAUUAUUACCUCCAAAACUCGCGCAUUUCGUCCCAAAGGUCCCACUCAAGCCGCCUAAACCUCUAAACCCUACAAAAGUCAGCUUAGACCUCGCUCCCGACCAAGAAAAAUCUUUUCGCAGCAAUAUAGGUACAGCGACAGGUGACAAGCGCAAACGUGUGGUUGAAGCGGAAGCUAAAGGGCUUGUUGCAAUUGUUGAAGAAUCUGCUGAUGAGGUAGAGAAUGAGGAAACUUUCGACUAUGAAGAACCAGCGGAGGAUGAGAGGCUUGGUGGACUUACUUGGGCGGAUCUUCAGAUGAUUUGUGAUGAUUGGGACUCCAAAAUAAAUGCGACACCUGAAAUUGUGCAACUGGAGCCUGUAGAUGAUCAGCCAAUGGAUGAUUGGGAUCGAGAGAUUCUAGGACAUUCCUCAAAACGGAGAAAGGUAGAGCAAUCGGAGCCAGACUAUUUCAACAUUCCUCAAUUCGCCGUCCCAUCUUUCGACAACUUACAACAAGCUGUUACUAUUUCUGCCAAGCGACCUUUCCUAGAUCUUAAUGAUCCACAUUUACUUCUAGAAGAGAUCAAGGUGAACUUCUCAUCCGCCGCCAAACGUCAACGCCUCGGUGGAAACUUCCGAGGAGGAAACAACAUCAUUUCUAAGAAACUGAGCAAGCGCUUCAAUAUUUCAAACGAUGAAGCUUAUGAUGCUCUCAAGGAGAAUCAUCAAAGUAAAGUUAGAGCAGCUAUUGGAAAUCUUACCGUCGAGCAUAGUCUUCCUGCAUUACGCCUUCAAUGGCCAUAUUAUAAGGUCAAACUAUACACCAAGGAAGCUAGAGCUUUACAUCGACCAACCCUCAGAUUCAAUAAGUGGCUUAACCAACCCGUCACUUUUGACAAGCCAGGGAUGCGAAAGAAGAAAGAAGCUAGAACGAUGUCUAUUGCAGAAGUAUUUAAGGAAUCCAAGGAUCUAACAUUGGGUGACUUCUAUUCCGCCGCUACUCUAAUUGAAUACUCGGAGGAACAGCCCAUAGUACUUUCAAAUUUCGGCAUGGGUAAUCGGAUCAUCAAUUAUUACCGACGAAAGGAUGCAGAAGAUCAGGAGAGACCCACUCCAGAGGACAAAAUUGGUGACACUACCAUUCUCCUCCCAGAAGACAAAUCCCCGUUUGCAAACUUCGGUUUCGUGGAUCCAGGCGAAACCGUUCGAGCUUUGCACAAUGAGAUGUAUCGUACUCCAAUAUUCAAGCAUCAACCCAAGAAUACCGAUUUUCUCUGUGUUCGCAGUACCACGGGAGUUCAUGGUACUACAUGGCACCUUCGCAAUAUAGAUAACCUAUUCGUUGCAGGUCAACAAUUCCCAUCAAUCAAAGUACCAACACCACACUCGAGGACGGUUACAAAUGCUACCAAGAAUCGAGUGAAGAUGAUUGCCUUCAGAAAAAUCAGACGCAGUGCCUCAAAGUCUUUGAGAAUAGCCGAACUUACUGCUCAUAUCCCUGAUACGAAUGAUAUGCAGAACAGGGCAAAAUUGAAGGAAAUACUUGUCUACGACAAAAAUGAGAAAGUUUGGCGUCCAGAGGAAGGCACUACUAUUCCCGAUGAGGCGGCUUUGCGAUCCUUAGUCAAGCCCGAGGAUUGCUGCAUGAUCGAUGCCAUGCAUGUUGGACUAAGGAACCUCGCAGAUGCUGGUUAUGAUACCUUGAGUGAAAAAGAGGAAGGUGAUGAAGGAACAUUCAUCGACCGACCUCUAGAUUUCAAGCUUACUCCCUGGAACACAAGUAAAGCUUUCUUGGACGCAACUUCAGGUAAAGCAAUGCUUGAACUUCAUGGCGAUGGUGAUCCUUCUGGAUGUGGGCUUGCAAUCAGUAUGAUACAAACUUCCAUGAAGGGAGGCUAUAUCGGUGCUGUCCAGGGUCCAAAUGCUACAUCCGCAGCCGCCAUUGCUGCAGAGAGAAAGGCAAAUGGUGGGCAUACCUACAACGUCAAGAAACAAGACGAGCUUUACAAUAACGCCAUUCGUGAUAUUUGGGAGAAGCAAAAGUCAAAUUUGUCAGAUGCGAACGAACAUGUGUCAAACGAACUGGAAGAAGUAGACGAGGACGAACGAUUUGGAGUAGCACCCACUCCACACUCCAUGCCCACUCCCGCACCUUACGAUGAUUCUUUCAGUCAAGUCAGCAGAGCCAGCAAUAUGGAUAACGCCUCUGGCAAAUUCAUGCGUAUUACUCGUAGGGUUAAAGUGGGCAAUUACGGACAAACCGAGGAACGGGUCGAGACGGUCAAGGAUAUGCGUGUCUGGAGAGAAUAUAUUAAGCGCAAAAAGAUCAUGGAAGCUGCUAAUUCAGAUGUUUAUGCCAUUACUCCUUCGGGUGAUGCAGAUCUUGAUAGAGCUCAUCGUGUUCAAGUCCAAAAAGAACUCGAGCGUCUCGAACGCAACCAAGAUCGUCGCCACGCCCGUGAGAAGCAAAAGUCAAAACAAUCCAUGGCUGGUCAACAACUUCUUAACCCUGGUUCCCCUGGUCCAUCCGGGGCCCCCGUUUCCAGCAUUGAAAAGCCAGCUGGUACUACGAGGAAAUGUGCAAAUUGUGGUCAGACGGGCCACAUUAAGACGAACAAAAAACUCUGUCCUCUUUUGAAUGGCACCAUGAAGCCUGAAGAUGGCGCGCUCAAUCAUGGCGGGUUUGGUGCUAUUCAAGCCCCACCUUAG